AUGGUCACGAAAAAUGAGGAGAGAAUGCUAACAGAAAUCACAACGCGAGAGUCCCUCGAAAAAGCUUUCGAACAGACGUCAAGUGAUGUCAACACAAUCUACUUUCCACAAUCAAUUCGAGGCUUUCUGGACGAUGCUUUUCCGGAAUCACCUAUUCGAGUAUUCGUCUACCCUGUACGUGGUCCAAAAAAGUAUUGGUUCAUGAUCAAGGACAACGAGCACAUCAAGGUGAGAGCAUUUGGAGCGCUUGACAGCAGUCGGGCGCAUUUAAUCAUCGGCAAAGAAGAACUUGUCAAAGCAUAUACUUGUCUGAUGCGUAAUGUGGUGUGCGAUUUGGAAGAGACGAAUUUGAGUAUGGAAUUGUUCUACAUGAAUGAGAAACAAUGCCGGCUUACAAUGAAUGAAAAGAUUCCAUUGUCGCCUUUACCAGAUGGCUACUACUUUGAUGAGUUGGUACGACUGCCGUCGAUAUGUGUGCGCCACAACGGCACAGCAGUCGCGUUCGAAAUGAUGGAUCCGGCCGGUUUCUUCAACAAUCAAUUCGUAUUUCCUGAACAUCGCCGAAAAGGCAUUGGAGCUGCGAUCGAGUCCAAGCUGAUUCAACGUUGUGUGAGUGUUGGCAUGAAACCGUUCAAGACCGUAUCGCGACAGAAUCGUUCUGUUCUCUCGGCCACCUACACAUCACCGCAAUGGACGCAAUGGAAGGAGAACGAUCGACCGGUGGUGGUAAUUUUUCAAGAAUGGACGGUUCGAAAUCGUUGA
This is a messenger RNA of Ostertagia ostertagi, 762 nucleotides long. Lineage: Eukaryota; Metazoa; Nematoda; Chromadorea; Rhabditida; Trichostrongylidae. The record is from the annotation of a GenBank genome assembly.